AUGUAAUCCAGACGCUUAAUAAUAUUAGAGAAAGAGCAUCACAAACUCGUGAAAAACCCUCUCAAAUAAUCCAAGAUAUUGUUAUUAAUAUGCCUGAAGAAUCUUUUUCAUAUAUGCCUAGUAAUGAAGCUAUACGUAAACAAAUUUCUCGUACUAGAAAUAGAAAUAUGCCUACACAGCCUCAGACAUUAGAAAAUAUUAAUGUCCCAGAUCAACUACGUACAACUAUAAGAGGAGAGCAAUUUUUAGCAAAGGAUAUUGAAUUUAAUAAUGAAAAAAUUAUGAUUUUUUGUACAUCAAACAAUCUUCAGUAUUUAGAAGAAGCCAGAUAUUGGCUUAUGGAUGGUACAUUUAAGACUGUUCCAACAUUAUUCCGUCAAUUGUAUACAAUUCAUGCAAUUGUUGGUGGUGAAAGUAAUUCACGUGUUUUUCCAAUGGUUUAUGUAUUAAUGACUAGUAAGACAGAAGAAUGUUAUACGCGAUUAUUUCAAGAAUUAAUUAAUUUAGGAUAUGAAGCUGGAUAUGAUUUAAGUCCACCAAUUAUUAUAACAGAUUUUGAACAAGCUGUUAUUAAUUCUAUUCGGUUAAAUUUUCCUAAUUCAGCUAAUAAAUGUUGCUUUUUUCACCUUUGUCAAAGUCUUUGGAGACAAAUUCAAGCUAAGGGCUUAUCUAUUGAAUAUGAAGCAAAUGCAACUUUUAGUAUUAAAUUACGUCAAUUAACAGCUCUUGCAUUUCUUCCUUCUAUUGAAAUUCCAGCUGCGUUUGACCAAAUUAAACCCCUAAUGCCUUCUAAUGCUACUAGUAUUGUUGACUAUUUUGAAAAUACUUAUAUUCGUGGAGAAGUUCGGCAACAACUUAGAAAUGGAAAUAUAAUUUAUGACCCACCAACAUUUUCACCAUCACUUUGGUCAAUAUUCGAAUUAAUUACACAAGGCUAUCCUAGAACUCAAAACUUUAUCGAAGGUUGGCAUCAUAGAUGGAAUAAUAUUGUUGGAAGGGCCCAUGUUGGAGUUUAUACAAUUAUAGAAGAAAUGCGUAAAGAACAACACCAAACAGAUAUAAAUAUAGAAAGAGUUUUACGUGGAGAACCUCGACCAUCUCAACCUAAACAUGUUAUUAAUUAUGAAAGACGUAUUCAGGCAGUCUUUAGUAGUCGUAAUGAUUAUACUCUUCCUGAUUAUUUAAGAGGAAUCGCUCACAAUAUCUCUUUAUAA
Messenger RNA from Dentiscutata heterogama, 1214 nucleotides. NCBI's taxonomy places the organism in Eukaryota, Fungi, Glomeromycota, Glomeromycetes, Diversisporales, Gigasporaceae. The record is from the annotation of a GenBank genome assembly.